Daphnia magna is the source of this 1939-nucleotide messenger RNA. RefSeq names its product acetylcholine receptor subunit beta-like 2. The record is from RefSeq and is a predicted model, not a curated record. The transcript has 10 exons. Gene Ontology annotation, biological process: signal transduction; chemical synaptic transmission; monoatomic ion transmembrane transport. Gene Ontology annotation, cellular component: postsynaptic membrane; synapse; neuron projection. Gene Ontology annotation, molecular function: acetylcholine-gated monoatomic cation-selective channel activity; transmembrane signaling receptor activity. NCBI's taxonomy places the organism in Eukaryota, Metazoa, Arthropoda, Branchiopoda, Diplostraca, Daphniidae. Bases 154 to 1827 code for a protein of 557 amino acids.
CAACGCAGGCUCCGACAUCCAGCUGGGAGAUCAGUCGUCGAGGACGUAGUUCUCUGAAGCUCACCUUCAGUUGAAGUGGUACUUUGCCAUUAGUGUUUGAUUACUACAUUGCGGAUCAUAGUUGAACCCAAUUGCGAAAUCAAAACGAAAAAAAUGCAAUUCCAUCGCCUUUUGCUCCGCUUUCUUGUGUGUUUCGCCUCUUUCCAUUUCUCCGUGGGGACGCUCGGCUUCGCUAAUAUGUACGCCAAACGGCUCUACGACGAUUUGCUCAGUAAUUACAAUCGACUCAUCAGACCAGUUAACAACAGUACGGACAAGCUGACAGUUUGGUUGAAUCUUAAACUGUCACAGCUCAUUGAAGUGAGUCUAAGAAAUCAGGUCAUGACCACUUCAAUGUGGUUGGAACAGAAAUGGACCGACUAUCGUCUGGUGUGGGAUCCAGCCGAUUACGAGGAUGUGGAAAUGCUCUACGUACCAGCUGAAAACAUCUGGUUGCCCGACAUUGUCUUGUACAACAAUGCUGACGGAAAUUACGAGGUGACCUUACUUACCAAAGCUACUGUCCAUCAUACGGGUCUGGUCAACUGGAAUCCACCGGCCAUCUACAAGUCCAGCUGCGAGAUGGAUGUCGAAUGGUUUCCAUUCGACAAGCAGAGUUGCCUCAUGAAAUUCGGAUCGUGGACUUACGACGGCCACGAAGUUGAUUUGAUGCACAUGAUGCAAGAGGGUGACAGUGGAAUCGAUGUCGUCUCGGCCAACAUCGUUACUGGUAUCAAUUUAACUGAAUUCUACCCAUCGGUCGAAUGGGACAUUCUCGAUGUUCCAGCCAGGAAGAAUGAAGAAAGAUAUCCUUGCUGCGAAGAACCUUAUCCAGAUAUCACUUUCAAUGUGACAAUGCGUCGCAAAACCCUGUUCUAUACUGUCAACUUGAUCAUCCCCUGCGUGGGCAUCACGUUUCUAACGAUUCUCGUAUUUUACCUGCCAUCCGAUUCCGGUGAAAAGGUCACCCUGUGCAUUUCAAUUCUCGUCUCGCUGACUGUCUUCUUCCUCCUGCUGGCUGAAAUUAUUCCUCCCACGUCACUGGCCGUGCCCUUACUGGGCAAAUAUCUCCUUUUCACCAUGAUCCUGGUGACAGUCUCCAUUAUCGUCACUGUUUGUGUUCUCAACGUCCAUUUUCGGUCGCCUGCUACGCAUCACAUGUCUCCCUGGGUCAAGAAAGUCUUUACGGUCAUCAUGCCUCGACUGUUGCUCAUGAGUCGACCCAUUUACCUUUGCCAGGGAAGUUGUGGUGACGAGAGAAAGAAGAAGAAUCAAUUCUACAACGGCAUCGACUUCGGCAGGAACGAUUCGACACCGUACAUUUAUGCUCAUACUUAUCGUAAGAAUCCUUCAUGCCCGUCGGAGAUCCCUGGAGAAACUGUUCCGACUAACGAUAUCACAGCAACGUUUGAACUUCGUUCUUCCACCUAUGGCAGUUACGCUUCAAGCAAUCAGCCCAGGCAACCGAUUUAUCACAAUUUCGGCCCUUUAACUUAUGGCGAUGAUGAUCUAUUGCCGCCAGAUGUCAGCUGUGCGCUGAGAAGCAUCCAGUUCAUUGCCAAACACACGAAAGACACUGACAGGGAGAUUGAGGUGAUUGAAGACUGGAAAUUUGUGGCUAUGGUUUUGGAUCGUUUCUUCCUCUGGAUCUUCAUCGUCGCCUGUUUUGUCGGCACGGCAGCCAUCAUCUUUGAAGCGCCAUCGCUCUACGACGAGACCAUUCCGCUGGAUCAGCUAUCUCAUGCCUAUUUUCCAGUAGCGCCGACGGCAACUAAAUUGUCUAUUUGAAAAACGCAGCAUCCAUUUUUUCUUCUCUCUUUUUUUUUUCCAGCAUCAUGAAAACGCAGUUGAUCCAGCGUUUCUUUCUUCCGUUAUAUGUACACAUCCAUUUUACUUACGA